Girardinichthys multiradiatus is the source of this 1544-nucleotide messenger RNA. RefSeq lists its product as uncharacterized. Lineage: Eukaryota; Metazoa; Chordata; Actinopteri; Cyprinodontiformes; Goodeidae. The record is from RefSeq and is a predicted model, not a curated record. Bases 455 to 844 code for a protein of 129 amino acids. The transcript is spliced from 4 exons.
UUUAACACAUUGUGAUUGAGCUAUUAUUAGAAGCAAUGGAUUAUCAAUUUGGAUUAAGCCCUGAUUGAUUUGUAUGUCCCAGCUUGAAAAGGAUCACACUUUGUUUGUUUUCAUCUCUAUGAUGAUAGUCCCAUGUGUGUUUUCCUUUUUUUUUUGUCAUGAGUUGUGAGAGAUUCUAGCAUCUUGACCCUCCUAGGAUUUGAGGACACCGCCUAUGAAGACAUUCAUUUAUUUAGUUUCUUCACUCAAAUCAUCUCCCUCCUCCUCUUCUCUUUGCCUGACUGGCUACUGAGCUGAGCUGACUGGCUGGCUGGUUGGCUCCCCCUCACACUGGAGGCUCACCAUCAGAUCCCUCAUUCAGAGUGCGAGCUUCACCGAGGCAGAGUGGGAGGCAGACGCUUGGGCUCCUCUGGGUUCAGCACAGACAACUGACCCUCAAUCCUGUGCUGCAUCCAUGACUUUGCAUACCUGGUUGGUGUAUGGAUUUACUUUGGUUUGGAUGCUCUGCUUGACACAAGUCCAGGGUCUGCAGUGCUAUGGCUGCAACAUCAUCCACGGCCAGAGGUACGUGGACUUGGGAUGCUCUAACCCAGAGGUCAUCACCUGCACCCACUCACACAAUGGCUUUAAACAUCGUUUCUGCAUCAAGACAGAAAGCACGGCCCUUGGUAUCGCCCUGACCAGUGGUUGUGCUACAUCCAGACACUGUCAGCAACAAGAGCUGCCGGGGGUGCGAAUUCACUGCUGUGACUCCGACUUGUGCAACAGCACCCCGCUGUGGCAUCCAAGCACACUCCACUAUGUCUGCACGCUGGGUGUCCUGCUGCUGAGGAUGUGGUGGUGAUGUGAAGCUGCAGUCGGGACAAACCUACAUCACUGAAUUGCGCAUCUCACCGGCUCAAUGAGUGUGGUUAUUCAGAGUGGUGUUACUGGAAAGCAGCUCUUAGAGAUGGUUCUGUCACAUUGUUGGCUUGGACUAAGAAUCACAGAGAGGAAACACAAAAUAACCCAUAAACAUGUUUGAGGAAAAGAAUGAGGUAACAUCUUAAACCCAUCAGAGAAGUUCUAGUGCACUUACACUUAUUUUAAUGUAGCGUCAAAUAUGUCAUUUUAUGGAACAUUUGUGUUAGAGUUUUACUGUCUGUUCAGUAAAAAGAAGAUUUAACCCAUAAUACCCAUAAAUAACCCAUAAAUAAAACAAAAAUAAAUAAGAAAUAACCCAUAAUUAACCCAUGAAAACCAUAAAUGACCCACUGCAAUGCUGAUUUCAGCUUUACUAAGUCUUACUUCUACUUGAAGGCCUAUCUUUUUUCUGUUUUAAGAAGCAUUUUUCAAGAUCCAACGUUAUGCUUGGUGUGGUCUUUUAAAGUCACAGGCUAUUUACUUUACACAAUAAAAUAUAUUUUAUUCAGCUUAUGUUGCAGUACUGCAGGCCAGCUGGUGGGAAACAAACUUCAUGUAAGUCUUCUAUGAAAUGUUGGUUAGUGAAAGCAUGUAAUAUUGUGAAUUACAUCAAUAAAUGUUUGAUAUUUUUAAAAGUAAAA